GGGGAGGCUCAGAUAAAUAGGAAUCAGCAGAUGAAUCCAUCUGCUGCUCCACAGGGAAGGAGGGGGCCUGCUGAUGCAGGGGCUAAGCCUGGUGGGAGCAAUAUUUCAACGGGUGGUAAUUACCAAGGUGGAGAUGGGAAUAGAGGUUAUGGGAGAGGAGGUAACUGGGGGAGGGGGAAUAAUAAUGCCAUGGGGAAUCGGGGGCCUGUUAAUCCAAUGAGGAAUAGGGGUGGGGGGAUGGGUGGCAGAGGUAUAAUGGGUCAUGGUGGAAAUGGAUUUGGGCAGGGUAUGGGUGGUACUCCACCACUGUUGCAUCCUCAGUCAAUGAUGAAUCAGGGUUUUGAUCCUGCAUUUGGUGGUCCCAUGGGUAGAAUGGGCAAUUAUGGAGGCUUUCCCGGUGCUCCAACACCACCAUUCUCUGGUAUUUUACCUUCAUUCCCUGGUGUGGGAGGUGUUGGUUUGCCUGGAGUGGCACCUCAUGUCAAUCCGGCAUUUUUCGGAAGAGGGAUGCCUGUGAAUGGUAUGGGGAUGAUGCCCACAUCUGGCAUGGAUGGUCCUAAUAUGGGAAUGUGGUCCGAU
Molecule: messenger RNA, 579 nt
Organism: Cajanus cajan (pigeon pea)
Lineage: Eukaryota; Viridiplantae; Streptophyta; Magnoliopsida; Fabales; Fabaceae
Source: RefSeq, a predicted model, not a curated record